Molecule: messenger RNA, 2290 nt
Organism: Oryza brachyantha (malo sina)
Lineage: Eukaryota; Viridiplantae; Streptophyta; Magnoliopsida; Poales; Poaceae
Exons: 2
Coding region: 1-2145 (714 amino acids)
Molecular function (GO): protein binding
Source: RefSeq, a predicted model, not a curated record
AUGGAGCUGAAUGCUAGAAGCAUGCAGCUGCAGCAAUCUGGCAGCAGCAGGAGCAAGGGCAAGAUCAUGGCCAAGAUCGUUGAGGAGGAGGAGGAAGGGGAGGAAGAGGAGGAGGAAGAGAGUCUUAGUCUUAGCUCGGGUUGCGGCUGCUUCUUGUGCGCCAUCAAGGAGCCUGAUGCUCGCCUCCGCCGCGGCAAUCUUGCCGCGUUCUUCCGGGAGUUGCCGUACUGCGAAGAUGGUGACGCCGGCGGCGGCGGCGGCGAUGGCGGACAGUCAUGUGGUGAGGUGGUCGGUGCGGUGUGGCGCGCGGCCAUGGCGGCGCCCGACGACCCGGAGCUUCCGUCGCUCGGCGCGAUCCGGUGCAUGUCGCUCCUCCUCGAGCACGCGCUCGCCGACGUGGGGUGGUGCCGGCGCGGCCAGAACGUGUGCGUGCCGUACUACGCCGCCCAUGUCAUCGGUUCGUACACCAUCCGCUCCUCCGCGCACGCCGAGCUGGCGGUCGCGGCCGGUGCCGUGCGGCCGUUGCUCUCCUUCCUCGGCGGCGCCAUGACGUGGGUCGAGCAGCGCGCGGCCGCGCGUGCUCUCGGCCACCUCGCCAGCUACGACGCCACGUUCCCGGCCGUGGCGCGGUAUGCCGCCGAGGCGGUGCCGCUCGCCGUGCGCGCCGCGUCCACCUGCGUCGGCGAUGUCUACUCGAACUUCGUCGCGCUGGCGCCGAGCAAGCGGCCGAAGUACCAGCGCGAUCUCAUGACACGGGGUCUGGACGGUGGCGGCGGCAGCGGCAGCGGCGCCGACGGCGAGGACCGGAAGGCGGAGGAGUGGGCGAGCCAGCUCCAGUGCUGGUCACUCUACUUCCUGAGCUGCAUCGCCUCCAGGGACGUGUCAUCUCAUGCCACGAUAUGCCAAGACCACGUCUUCCUGCGCGAGCUGUGCCAGAUGUGGGGCGGCCUGGCCAACGGCGACUCUCCGGCCGGCGUCGGACUGCUCCGCCUUCUCUGCAGGAGUGCGGUCGGACGCGGAGCCAUCGCCGCCUGCCGCGACGCGCUCCACGGCCUCUGCGUCCUCGCGCGGUCGUCAGACGACUGGCAGUACAUGGCCAUCGACUGCUUGCUCCUCCUCCUUGACGACCGUGACACUUGGCACGCGGUGGCUGACGCCACGGCCGCGCGCCUCGCCGACCUUGCCGAGCUCCGGCACCUCGGCCCAAGGCGGCGGCUCGGCAAUGCAAUAACAGCUGCAUUGCUUAUCGACGACGACAACCUUGUCCGUGGCCGUGAGCUCGGCAUGGAAGCAAACGAGGCAAUCGCUAACUUGAGAGAAGUGCAAGUAGAGAGGAAAGCGAGAGAAGACGACAUGUCUAGGGAUGAGCUGCUCAAGAGAAGGAUCAUGGUUAAGGAGAAAAAGAGGCAAGGCAACGACAUGUUCUGGCACGGCGAGGUGGAGAAGGCGAUCGAUCUGUACACCGAGGCACUGGAGCUAUGCCCGCUGAGCAGGAGGAGGGAGCGUCUGGUGCUGCACAGCAACCGCGCGCAGUGCUGGCUCGCGCGGCGCGACGCCGACGCGGCGGUGAGCGACGCCACGCGCGCGCUGUCGCUCGCGCGGCCGGCGGCGAACGCGCACGCCAGGAGCCUGUGGCGCCGCGCGCAGGCGUACGACAUGAAGGGCAUGGCCAGGGAGAGCCUCCUCGACUGCCUGGCCUUCGCCGGCGCGUGGCUCAACCGGAAGGACGGCGGGGCGGCGGCGGCGGCGGCCGCCGCGCGCGGUGGGAACCCCAAGCUGCCGUACUGCGUCGCGCGAAUGAUCAGUAAGCAGAUGAGCCUGACGGGGCUCUUCUCCGCCGUGGCGACGAACGGUGCUAACAAUGGAGGUAGGGAUGAUCGCAUGCCACACUACAACUACAGCGACGACGACGGCGGCGGCGGCGACAGCGUCGACGGUGACGAGGAAGGCGACGACGUCGAUCACGACGAAAGCGAGGAGGAAUUUGCUGACAAAGAACUGAAGCUUUGUAGGUCAGGUAGUAAGGGUUUACCAAUAAUCACGGGCCAGGCUUGGAGGAGAUUAGCACGGAGGAGCAAUAAGACGAGCGAAAUGUUAUCUCAUGAUCGUAUCCUAGUUCGAUCCAUUGAAAGAAAAGUAGACUAACACCGCUAGCUAGAGUUUACUGAUCAUCAGUAGGGAUGAUUGAUCAUUAUUCAGACAUUCGAUCGGGGCUUAAUUGCAGACUUUCAGACAUUAGCUAGAGUUCAAGGGAUGGUGUUAAUUUGAUGUUGACGCUAGCUUAGCUAUU